GGGGAGUGCGCGGGGGGUCGCCGGUCGCCAUGGCGCUGCCCGACUUCAGCUCCCUCAGCCUGCACCAACUAAACGAGCUGCUGGAGGACGAGCACAAGCUCAACAACAUGGCCGAUGAGCUGCAGAAUAUACAACCAAAUAAAGACAUGAGUCUUGCUAGUAAUCAUAGUCUAGCAGAACAGAAUCUGCAGUAUCACCCCAAAUUGGACGACUUGAAACUUCAAUUAACCAGGAAAUACCAACAACUACAAACACUGUAUGAAGCAUAUCAGAUGAGGAAAUCAAGAUUAGAUAGUCAAUCCGGUACUUCCCUGGACACGCUACUUGCACUCCUACAGACUGAAGGAGCAAAGAUUGAAGAGGAAACUGAGAUCAUGGCUCAAGAUUUUCUAGACGGUGAAGUACCCUUGGAUGUGUUUAUUGAACAGUAUCCAACAAAACGCAAACUGGCACAUCAACGGCGGGUAAAAAUUGAGAAGCUGCAGGAAAUGGUCAUUAAAGGGCCAAGGUUAAUCCGGCCCCAGUUACCCCAGGCACAAAAGCAACCGGAGCCAGCACAGACAACCUGGAAUUCCACCGCUGCAGAAGGCAACGCUCCCACCGUGAUGCCUCGGAGGGUUCCACCACUACCGCCCCAAGCAGGAGCCUCUCCCACCCCUUUUACAAGUGCAGCCCUGGGAGCAACAUUGGUACCGCCAUACCCUGCUCCUUCUUUCCCCCCCAUCCCACCAAGAUCGGGGAACACUCCUCCAACCUUCGUGUCUCCGCUCCAGUACAGGCCACCUUGCCCUCAGAAAGCGGGGCAACAUCCUCCUCAACCUGGCUUUAUUUUCUAGUAAUCCUGCAAAACGGGUUCCAAGUGCAUUCUUUGCAAAGAUACUGCUGCAGCAUUUGUUGUCUGUUGCGUACGUGAACUGUGUUCUUUUAAGAGAAUGUUAUUGGCAGACUGCAGAUCAGUAGUUGGCAUGGCAUUAUUUCAUUGAGAAUUUCUUAAAUCACGUGCAGCCACAAAGUUCUAUUUUGUGAAGCAUUUUGGACGGAAGACGCAACAUAAUGGGGCCUUUCUGUAAUUCUGAGUCAUUUAACUUCUGAAAUCUUUUUGCACUUUUUGCAGGGACGUUGAGAAGUUCUUUAGCAGCAACUGCCAUGAAACUACAAGUUUGACAGUCAGUUGACACACAAGUUAUAGAAAUGUACUUUCUGAUGAAAAAUGGUAUUUCCUCUUCUUUCAAGUACUGUGAUGAAGCAUAGACUGUGUAUAACUACGUAGUUUUUAUAGGAGGGCAAUUUGUAUUCAGAGUUUCAGGGCUCUGAGGUUUGUGCCUAUGUGAUUGGGUAUACUUUUCAUAAUCAUUUUUCACACUUUUGUCCUGCUUUGAAGGAAGGGAUUUCAUUGUGUUAUUUCAGCAAGAACAUUAUAGAUUUAUUAAAUCCUGAUUACUACAAGUUCUGAAAAAUAACUUUGAAUGUUUGUCAUGUACACACUAAAACUAAACAGCUCUGAUGGAAAGUCAGCUUAUUUUGACACAUUUGAUGUUUAACUUUUAAAAUGCUUGUGCUAGUAAAAUGGUCUCAAGAUUUAGUCAAAAUAGGCAAUUAUUCAUUUGGUGUUUAUUAUGUUCCCAACCAUGGGAGGCACUACAAUAAUACCCAGAUUUGCAAACGGGACGGGUUCUUGGAAAAUGAAGUGCUUCUUUGUCGGGAGAAUGGUGGCUUUUUGUUAUAACAAAAAACAGUUUCAAAAGUUGAAGAUCAAUACCCCAAAGAGUCAGCACUUGUAGCAAAAAAAUUGUAGAUCAAACGUUUGUAAAUCAAGGAAUUACUGGUAGCAUGCAAACUUGUUUGAUAAUGCUCUACCACAUUCUUUGUGUGCAAGAAUCAUAAUCUGGGGCCUGUUGUCAAAACUGGAUUUCACUUCGUUAACUGAAUACCAUGAAAUAUGUACCAUGAAAUAUGUACUUUAAAAUUGUGAAUGUGAACAGUUUUCAAACUGGAGUGUUUGGUAACUGUUCUGACGUGUAUUAGUAAAAAAUAAAUACCCUUUUAUUUUUAAUGGUAAGCCAUGUAACGUUUCUGCAUAUUUAGUUCUAUUUAGGGCUCUAGACAGAUGGACCUUAUUUAUUUGCAAGCUCAGUGUCAUCUGCGGCUGUAUGUUAUGUGCCUUAGCAAUAUUGAAAAUGAGGGACAAUUGGAAAGUCUUUUACUUGUGAUAGCACCAUAGGUUUUCAUGUUUUUGUUAAGGGGGGUGGAGUGUUGAAGCUAAUCAAAAUAUUUGACUUAUUUAAACUAAAAUUUAUAAAUUUAGAUUUAACGACUAAUCAAUAAUAAAAUUAAGUAAAUGAGUUGAUAGUAACAUGUGCAAAACGACACUGCUGCAAAUGACUGAGAUUAAACUUUCUCUUGUGGUUUCCUGAAAUUAAACAGUUCCAUUCAUUCAGUACUUUGAUCAAGUCAUCUAGUAACAUUUUAAACACAGUUGCGGAGUGUACUGCUGAAUGAUGAUGACUUUGAAUGAAGUUGUCUUGAAAGGGCCCCAGGAUUGUCCCAACUACAGCUCGUUCAUCAGUAACUGGAAACAACUUUUAUGUUAACGGUGAACUGUGUCUCUCACAAAAAAUCCUACACUCCAAUUUCAGAUGUUUUAACUAAAUUGUUUGACCGUACAAGUCUUAUAGUUCACGACUGCUGUCAUUAAUGUAGUGGUGAGCUAAAAAGGUUACCUCAAUAUUUUAAUCAUGUUCUAUUAAUAAAAUGCAUUGUACUAUA
Leucoraja erinaceus (little skate) is the source of this 2766-nucleotide messenger RNA. RefSeq names its product VPS37B subunit of ESCRT-I a (gene vps37ba). The record is from RefSeq and is a predicted model, not a curated record. Gene Ontology annotation, biological process: protein targeting to membrane; protein targeting to vacuole; ubiquitin-dependent protein catabolic process via the multivesicular body sorting pathway. Gene Ontology annotation, cellular component: ESCRT I complex. The coding region runs from base 30 to 836 and encodes 268 amino acids. The transcript has 5 exons. NCBI's taxonomy places the organism in Eukaryota, Metazoa, Chordata, Chondrichthyes, Rajiformes, Rajidae.